GCUUCUGAUUGGCUGACUCGCAGCGGCGAAAUCAAAAACUAGGAAAUGAAACAAUGCUGUUACGUCCGUGAUCCUUCUCUGUUUUGGAGUUGAAAAUCGUAUUCCAGACUGUUUAAAAAAUAUAUUUUUAUAUUCAACAAUGGAGCCGGCAUCAGUAUUUGAUGAGACCUAUGAAUAUAACGCCCCAAGAUUCGUAGAUUUCUCUGUUCCUCACACAAUCGACGACAAGGCAGACGAAUUUUUUGACCUUGAACACGAGGGGAACAAUGGCCAGUAUGAUUUCAUGGUUGAACCAGAUGGGCAGAUUCCAGAAGAGUACGAUGAGCCUGAACCAUCAUCAGAAUGUAAAAGCUCCACAGCAAGAGUAGAAGAGAGGAUCUCUGAUGUUCCACCUCCCAGGCAGGAAGAGACAGAAUCAGUUGAGCAUCAUCCGCAGAUUGAACAGCAUCCGCAGGAAACAAGAACAAACUCAAUACAAGAUACAGCAGGUGAAAAUGAAUAUCACACAAAAGACAAUGAGACUGGUCAUAUGGAUCAUAAUACAGAGCACAUAACAGACAAUGAGAAGGAAGAAAUGGAAGUAGCCACAGUGAGAGAAGAGGAUGAGAGGAUAGACCAACCGGCCAAGGAGGAAACCAAAGAGGACAAGGAGUUGGAGCAUGUGCAAGAACCUGUCUAUCAGGAUGUGCCCAUGACAACCAAUGUUGAAAACUUGAUGGUGCAAGAGGAGGAGAGCAAAGACAGGGAGAUGCCUGUUGUGGAGCAGAAGACUGUGCCGACUUUUAAUGAGGAGGAGGGCGAAAUGAUGUUCACUCAAGAGAAGGAUUCUGUGGAAGAAGAAAAGCAGUUGGAAGAGAAAGAGGUGGAGGUCAUCGAGAAGACAUUGGUUACGAGGGAUAGCCCAGAGAGCCCACAGAUGGAAAUGCGAGAUGCAGAAAUGCCUGCUGAAGUUGUUGUUCCAAGCAAUAUAGUGACAGGUUUUGACCAUUCUGCCCCAGCAGUAAAGACUGCACCUAAGAACCUAGUAACAUCAUGGGGAAACAGUAACGCAGACAAAUCUACAAAUGCUAACAAGGAUGCGAAAUUGAGACGCUCCGUAAGGAGAUCGACUCGUUCUCUCAACAGUGAUGUGAGUGGAUUAAAGAGAGCCUCUGCUGGCAACAACAUGCAGAGGAGAUCCCUACGCAUCCACACCAAAUCUAGCCAAUCACCAGCUCUGAAGAAGAGACGCGUUUCUGACAGAUCUCAGAGUAGAAGUAGGAAGAGCACACCGGUGGCCGCUAAACCUGCUGCAGCUAAGCCUGUCUCCAAACCUUUCAUUUCUAGACUGACAUUACCUACUACUCCUACUUUCAUGAAGCGUAAUACCGCUAAACCCGGUGCCCAAUUCAAGAGCACAGAACAGAUGGAGAUGGAGAGAAUUGCAGGGUUCCGUCAGCAGCUAGCAGCUCGUAAGAAACAGUCCCAGGCUUCUUAUAAGAGGGUACAGGAGUCUAGUGGGUACCAUGCAGUCAAGGCCGUUGUUCCACCCACCAAACCCGUUGGAUUCACGUUUGAGACGGAUCAGAGGAUCAAAGAGCAUCCUAUGGCUACAAGACAAGACACUAAGAGCUUUGAGAGUGACCUACGCAGGGGAAAGACAUCACCGGGUAAGGUCCACCAUGGUCCGACUGUACCUAAACCAUUUAAGUUGACGGAGAACAGGAAACGAAAGCUUACCGAGGGAGAAGGUAGCAAGGAUUCACCCUACUGCUCCAUGGCUACACGGAUCCAACGAUUCCAUAACAAGACACCGCAACGCUUUCAUACCAGACGGAGCGGGGAUCAUAAAGAUAAUUCCAUGCAUAGAGAAGAAGUUCAGAAGCCCAGAUUGACUUGUCCCAAGACCCCUAACCUUGAAAGCAGGAAUCGUAAGCGUGCCAUCACUGUACAGAGUGCGGCUGAAAAAGAAGAGCAAGAACUCCAAGAAAUGCAAAGUUAUAAAUUCAAAGCCAAGCCUGUGAACCCCAAAUUGAUGAACAAUCGCAAUAUCGGACUCAAGAUGCCUACCCACAAGGAGCCUACAAAAGCCGUAGGAUUCAACCUAGAGAGUGAAAGACGGAUGAAGGAACGUGAGACAAAGAAGAUGCAGGAAGAAGAGGAGAAAGAAGAAGAACAACAUUAUGAAUUCCAUGCCAGACCAGUGUCUACUAAGAUGCUAGAAGGACCAGUGGGAAUCGGUCCAGCCAAACCACGCACACUGACUUGCCCCAAGUCUCCUGCCUUUGCACUGAAGAACAGGGUUAGAAUCAAGGAGGACAUUGUUGAACCUGAGGAGUCCAAAUCUCGUAUCAUCCAUGCUAGACCGAUUCAUCACGUAGGAGUACCAUUCAAACCUCAGACCUCCCAUAAGACCACAGACACUCAACCAUUCUCCUUUGAACAGCGUGAUAAAGAGAUCCAAGCUCGUAAAGAAGCUAAGAUACAAGAGAUUUACCAAGAAGAGGAGAAGGCCCGUCUAUUCAAAGCCAAACCGAUCCUUGAACCGGUAUCUGUACCUGAGAAGAAGGUCAAACCCGUCACCAAACCUGAACCAUUUCAUCUCAGUAAUGAAGAGCAGGGAGCUAAGAGAGCAGAGAUGUGGAGUAAGAAGAUUGAGGAGGAACUAAAAGAACAAAGAGGAAUGGCCACUGCAUUCAAAGCUAAACCAGCCGAUGUGGUCUACAACGAACCUUUCGUACCUCAGAAAUCCAACAAACCUCUAAUAGAGAUUAACCCUUUCAACCUGAACACCGACCGACGCGCUGUGGAACGGGAGGAAUUCGAGGAGUGGAAGCUGAAGAAAGAACUCCAGGAUCGAGAGAGUCGUUAUCAGCAGGAGAAGCUCAAGGAAGAGGAGGAGAGGAAGGAGGUAGAGAGAAUGAGACGAGAAGACUUGGUAUAUAGAGCCAAGCCUAUCAAGCAUUACAAACCGGUCCAUGUCAUGCCUAGUCUGAAACCACUUACCGAUGCUUGCAGUCCCAACUUUUCUGAUAGGUUCCAGAAGUAAACUCUUAAGAUUUGGUCCGCAAGGCCAUAACCAGCGGGACUAUUAAGACUAUACCAUGUUGUACCGAGUUGAAACCUCUUGCUAAUGCAUGUUGUCCAACUUCUCUGAUAGAUUCCAAAAGAAGAUGAGGAUUUGUUAAGACGUCAAAUCACCUGACUGAAACCAAUCAAUGCCAUAUAUAUAGUAGAAGCCUUAUUGACAAUCUAGACUUCUGUCCUGAGGUAUCAGUAGAUUAGUGACUCUCUACCCUAGAUUUUAACAAAUCAGAUUUUUUCAAACAAAGGGUUGUGCAGUAUUUCAUCAAGCUACUCAUAAUAAGAUACAUGUAUGCGCAACUGGGCCGUGUAGUACAACGCAUAUUGAUCAUCGGAAAACAUUUUUUAUGAUUGAUUGCAUUGGCCACAAUGUACAAUCAAUCAUGAAAAUCAAGCGUACGAUCAAUCGGUAACCUUUGUGUUACAGGACCCAGGUGACCCCUUUUUGGGAUGCCAUAAUAUCGGAUUCUCAGUGAUUUUAAUUUCCAUCAGUUGAAAUCUGACCUUUUUAGAAUAAAAUUAUCUUUGUUGACGAGCAUCUGAUGGAACAAAUUAUUAUAUAAAAGAUUUGAUGAGGGCGAGAGGAAAUCCACUCGCAUUAAAACAGGGAAACCUUGGGGUACUUCAGCUGGCAUGAGAGAGGAUCACCAGUCGUGUAUAAACUUGUGCGUAACAGUAACUCAACCACUUUACAAUCUAUAUUGGCUUGAGAUAAGUUUCAUAAUUUGUGUGUAUGUCUCGUGUCCUUUCCCCACGUCUACAAGAUAUAACCGUAGUAAUGAAUCUCUGGACUGAUAUUCAUUUAGCUUCAGUAUAUUAUGCAUAUUGUUUUUUCCAUCCUAGAUAAUGUGAACGAAGGUAGCAGUUUUAUUUUCAUAAUUUACGAGGAAUAACUGCUGCAAAAUGAAUGUACAGCAGGUAUAGAAUAUUGGUUAUGGAAUUUAAUAAAAAUGUCUCUAGUAUAUCAUAUGAUAAACUGAUGUAUCACUAAUGUGAAUUUGAACCAUUUAUAAAGUGUAAAUAGUGAUAUUGGUGACUUUGAAGAUGAAAGAUUUUGAAGAAAUCAGGCGACGAUGUGUGGUUUCUCCAAAAGACAAGACAUUCUAUUAUUUGUAAAUAUAGAGAAUGGAGUGUGUGGUUGAUAAAGAGGAAUGUUUUUAAUAGAUUGCAAAUUAUAUAUAGUUUAUUUGGAAUGAUCACAGAUACCAAAUUCACAAAUGACCCGAAGGCAUAUUUGAGAAUCGGUCUUCAGAUAUCAGGAAUUAGCUAGACCAGUCCCAACCGAUAAGAACUGAUGUUUGUAUUACAUGUUUGAUAAGAAAAAGCAAUUCAUGCUAUUGAUCGGAGGGUAACUGUGCAGAGUAAGUAAGAAGAAGGUAUUGAUAGAAGUCAAGCACAUCUGCACUUGUCACAAUUUGGAAAGGUAUUCCUCUAAAGAAAGUAGUCUAUUAACUUGGUUAUUGUAUACUGUUGCUUAUCAAAAUGUAUGAUUAUUAACAUUUUAUUCAGAAGAAAGUGAAAUUGUAUUUACUAUGUGUGACUGGUUUUAUUUUAUUGUAUGAUUAUUGUUAUUGUAUGAUUGUUAUUAUUAUCAUUAUUAUUACAAUUAUAUUUAUUAUUGUGAUUAUAUUUUUUAUUACAUUAUUCUUACAUUGCAUCCCACAUGGCAUUUCUUUGUACAUUACAGGUAGUCAUUAACCAAAAGAACAAAAAAUGAAAAUAAAAAAAUAAAAACACCUGUAGCAUACUAGUAAACCAAUAUUGGGACCAUGAUUGAAAUGAAAAUCACUUUGAUUAAGAGUAUAUAUUAGAUACAAAUUUGACUGACCAUUUUACUCCUUUCUGCUGAGUGCUUAAAUUUAGUACUCCACAUGAAUAUUCAUGAACUACUGGGUGAGUAUCUAAUCUAAUCAGAAUGAACUUGACACCAGCAAGGAUGUGAAUAUAGAGUAUAUUAGACUAGGUAUUUUAAUUUUCAUAUGAUUAGCAGUGAAUAAAAACUAAACCUGAUUAAUAUAUUCAUAUGAUUAUUAUUAAUUACUCCAAAUUCUUCCACCACAGAUGUAUGUACUUUAAAUGUCAUGAAAUGUGCCUGUGAAAACGAGCUAAAUCACUUGCACUUGUGGUUCAUUCAAUUGGAACUUUGCAAUCUAGUUUGUUAUUUUGAUUGUCACAUGUUCAAUUUUCACUCUUUAUCAUGCAUUUUCAGGGAAUUGGUGAGUUGUAAAUAUGCCCCUUGCCCCCUGUUUGUUAUUUCUAGCCUUUACCUGCAUAGUAAGAAGUAGUCAGCCUUUUUUUCCAAACAAAAAGAACAAGUUGAUGUAAAUAACAGUUUAUCACAAAUGCAUAAAGGGUAUGGUGUGGAAAUGUGGAAUUUUGUAUAUUAAUGAGGAAAUAGAGAAAUGUUUUGUAAAGGCUUGUACUAAUACAUUUAUUUUGAAACCGUUGUACAAAACAUUUAUAUAACAAGUAUUUCAUCUGAAUUUUUAACUGGUUGUGAUUGCAAUUACCAAGAUUAUUACUGUGUACAGAAUAAUUGCAACAUUUCAUAAUCCCAGUUUAUGAAAGUGGAGAUUGGUUAGUUGUAUUAUUUUGUUUUCUUUAUUGAUUUGCUGUGUUAAGGAGAUUUUUAAAUGAUGAUAACUGCACAUAAUAAAAAAAUUCCAUCAUGUAAAUUCACAUCGUCACAACUGAAUGCAUAUCAAGAUGUCAACUUAUCGUAUAUAGACACCUAUUGUAAAAUAUAUGAUAUGCUUUUUUUGCACAUUAAUAGCAAAACUUCUGACAAGUUCAUGUAAUAUUCAUGUAUUUAUGCAAUUUUUUAAAAAUAAUCUUUCGGAACAUUUUUAAAUAACAUUUUAACUGGGUAAAAUACAUGAAUUGAUUAAUAUAACUCUACAAUGAUGGAGAGAGAAAAGGUGAGAUUAAACAUAACAAUAUGAUAACAAGGCUCAUAAAGUGCCUGUAGUGUACGAACAAGAAGUUGACUAAAAUAAUUAAAACUGAUCUUUUCAUGUAUAAAACA
Messenger RNA from Lytechinus pictus (painted urchin), 6088 nucleotides. Its product is annotated as targeting protein for Xklp2 homolog. Gene Ontology annotation, biological process: regulation of mitotic spindle organization; activation of protein kinase activity. Gene Ontology annotation, cellular component: microtubule; spindle. The transcript is spliced from 14 exons. Bases 140 to 3028 code for a protein of 962 amino acids. Lineage: Eukaryota; Metazoa; Echinodermata; Echinoidea; Temnopleuroida; Toxopneustidae. The record is from RefSeq and is a predicted model, not a curated record.